This is a messenger RNA of Drosophila albomicans, 1105 nucleotides long. RefSeq lists its product as uncharacterized. The coding region runs from base 348 to 770 and encodes 140 amino acids. NCBI's taxonomy places the organism in Eukaryota, Metazoa, Arthropoda, Insecta, Diptera, Drosophilidae. The record is from RefSeq and is a predicted model, not a curated record. The transcript has 2 exons.
UAGAAGUGUGUCUCCUGAAUAUAUCCUGCACAAUAUCAAACACAGCAAGACACAAAAUCAAUAUUAAUGAGGCAUUUAAAGCUGUCUCAAGCUGCGUCUAAUGAGUCGACUGUCAGUUGGCUGGGAACGGAAAUUGAAUUGCCACACAGCGUUUGAAGGAAUCACUGCUGCGGACGUUGAAGUAGCAGCAACACUGCGCAGCAGGAAAUCGCAUUAGCAUUAACAUUAGCGCGCUCAACUGAUUCCGCUUAAAAGUCACGAGACCAAAAGCCUAAAAUCCGAGACUCGAACCCAACACAACGGAAGUUUUAACGUAAUGCCUUGCGCCUGAGCUGCUGCACCUGAGCAUGGGCUGUUCCAGUUCCAAGUCCACGACAGCACUCGACGAUAAUAAAGCGGCAACGGGAAGAACACCAGCAAAAGCAACGACAACGGCAACGGCAACUGAAAAAAAGGAUAACAAAAUGGCAGAAUACCCGGCCUCAGAGGCAUUCACCAUUCCCCUCGAUGACACAACCAGUGCCCCCGACCAAUUAAAUGACACACUUCGCCAGCCGCCCAAGCGGCUGCAGCAACUCAUGCAACAGGCCGCUGAGGCAGAGCCGCUCACCCUUCUGGAACUGGAGGACAAACAGCAGAAAGCCGAACAGCGACGCCAGGAGUUGAUGCAACAGAAAAUCGAGACCAUACAAAAGAACACACAAGCUCUGAUGCGUGCACACGGCGAAUUAUCUGAUGGGGAGGAAGAACAGCAGGAUACGCUGAAAUAGAACAGGAAUAUACUUAUUUGUAGUUCUAAGAACUUAUUUGCAAAAUGUUUCAAUCACUUAUAUUGCGUACAAAUUAAAAUACUCAUAUUCAUUUUACAGAUUCAGAUUUGUACGCUAAUCUACACUUGAAUAGCGUCAGUCUAAAGAUUUGGAUAAAACUAAACUACACACUUUGAUCACAAAGAUUGCCAUUAAACGAAAAAGCUUUAAAUAACGCAUCAUACUUUUUCUAUAUAGUAAGAAACAUAAUAUUCAUUCUUCAUUUUUUAAUUCAUUAAAGUUGUUAGAGCCAAAAUGUGCGAACCCACAUUGAAAUCGUCAUUCGUCCACCUGUU